UUGGAGUGUGGAGAAGGGCUUGCUUUCUCCUCCGUCGAAGCCUCUUGCAAGGCACAAUGGAUAUUACAAGGGGGAGCUUGGAUAAAAUAUCAAGGCCUGCAUCUAGCUCAAGAGCUUAUCCUAGCUGUAGAUCUUUAAGUGCAUCUAUGGAGGUAUUAACACCAGAGCCAUGUUUGUCAAAGGUUGAUUCACCUGGCAGUAUGACCAGUAAUCAUCAAAGAUACAAUUUAGAAUACUGUUAUCCAGAGAACAAAGAUGAUGACAGAGAAAAAUCUGACAUCAAGAGAAUAAGAACAGCUAAGCAAACCUCAGUGGAAAAUACUACCUUCACUUUUCAGGAGCAUAUACAGAAUCCUAAUGAGCUGUCAGGAUCUGUCUCUAAUUCAGAUUCUGGGGAUGACAGUGCUGAAAUACAGACUUCUAAAUUCAGUGAACCUUCCCAAGGAAAAAAAACAACAAAAUCAUGCAGCUUAAAAGAUUCUGAUCAGACAGGUGUAGAUCCUGUGGUUCAAGCAGCUGUAAGGAAGAUGAAUAAACUUGAUACAAUACUGGCAAAAAAACACUUUAAAGAGAGAACAAUUAAAAAACAAGGCAAAGAAAUGAGAGCAAAGCUCUGGGAAGAACUUCAGCCUAUCAGUACUUCUGGAAGUCAUGAAGAGGUGGAAAAUACAAAACAUUUUUUAGCUUUGAUCUCAUCAUGGCAAGAUACAGCUGAUCCCUUCCACAUUAAAGAAGAUGAAAUAUGUAUUUCAGUUUUUCACACACAAAUUAAUCCAGAAGAUUAUGAUUGCCAUAAAAGUCAGCAUAAUCAGGAUCAUCCAAAUGAAAUAAAAACAAAUGAAUUUCUAAAUCAAACAGAAAAAACACAUGAUAAAAGCAAAAGCAAUCAGGAUUUCAUUAAAAAGAACAUUGAGCUGGCAAAGGAUUCAGGAAACCAGGUUGCUUUGCUUGAAGAAGAAAAAAAAAGGUUGAUGGAACUAUUAAAAGAUACAGAAGAUGGAAGUGAAUUGCAGGGUGCUGAGGAAGAUGCAUCUGGCUGGCUAGUACCAGGAGAAGGGUAUACACCUGAACCAAUGGAAUUUCAUCACCUAAAUGAAAUAGAUAUUAAGCUUCAGGUACUAUCUGAUGGAGAUUUUUCUACAAUUCACAGCUCUUGCUCAAAACCUCCAAGCCAAAUUUAUCAGGAAUCCCUGGCUUAUGCAAAUAGAAAAAUAGAAGCAGUUCCAGGUGAGAGAGUUCUGCGAUACAAUAAGGAGCACCGUGAUCAGCAAAACCGCCUGAAAGAAAUAGACCAUCAGCUGAAAUCUCUGGAAGAAGAUCUCACAGAAGAACAAAUCAGCCUCUCUGAAGAGCAACUGAAGACCCUUCUGGAAGAAUGUAUGCUGUCUCCGAGAACAAAGAGCAACGUUACCAUGCCAAAAUCUCAGGAAUCUCUUUCUUGUGGAUUAAGUCCGCCUUGUUACACAAGUCAAGACUCCACUUUUCACUCUCCAUCUACUCUUUCCAAAAUGUUAGUUGAAGACCAUAUUGUAGGGAUGUUAACAGCUCAGGAAAAGACUGGACUUGAAAACAAAAGCUUAUGUGCUAAUGCAGAGAGUGAAAUCCCUGGCUACUACCUCAGCAAAGCAUUGGUUGAUAGUCAUUUAUCAAAGGAUUCACUGGCCCAAACAGAGGAACCUGAUGACCUAGAAGGUUUACAGAAGAUGGGAGAUAAGAGUAUUACUGAAGGUUACUUUAUGUCAAGAGCACUCAGCACAAAAAAGUUGAAAAAACCUUCUUUUCUGGGUGACCCAUUAUAUUGCAUCAGCGUGAACGAGGAGGCAUCCAGGGAGGCUGACAUUCUCAGCAUACCACUGCAAACGAAAGGAGGUGAGACUCUUAACAACGCAUCGGAAUAA
Rhea pennata is the source of this 1898-nucleotide messenger RNA. RefSeq names its product fibrous sheath interacting protein 1 (gene FSIP1). The transcript has 12 exons. Lineage: Eukaryota; Metazoa; Chordata; Aves; Rheiformes; Rheidae. The coding region runs from base 57 to 1898 and encodes 613 amino acids. The record is from RefSeq and is a predicted model, not a curated record.